Phyllopteryx taeniolatus (common seadragon) is the source of this 734-nucleotide messenger RNA. RefSeq names its product gamma-crystallin-1-like. Gene Ontology annotation, molecular function: structural constituent of eye lens. Lineage: Eukaryota; Metazoa; Chordata; Actinopteri; Syngnathiformes; Syngnathidae. The record is from RefSeq and is a predicted model, not a curated record. Bases 131 to 655 code for a protein of 174 amino acids. Gene Ontology annotation, biological process: visual perception; lens development in camera-type eye. The transcript is spliced from 3 exons.
AUGACCCCCCCAGAGAAGAGAGAAGACUCCUACGGAAUCUCUGCUGACGGCGGGCCAGGUUUCUAACAACAAGAAUGGUAUAUAAGCAUUGAGCUCUGCCAACAAACAAGAACCAAGUGCAACUGCAAACAUGGGGAAGAUCAUCUUCUACGAGGACAGGAACUUCCGGGGCCGCCACUAUGAGUGCAUUGGCGAUUGCACCGAUCUGCAGGACAUGUUCGAGCGCUGCCGCUCCAUCCGUGUGGAGAGCGGCAUGUUCAUGCUCUACGACCGGCCGGGCUACAGGGGCAACCAGUAUUUUCUGAGCAGAGGGGACAACCCGGACUGCAUGGGCACCACGUCCAUGAACGACUGCGUGCGCUCUUGCCGCCUCAUCCCCAUGCACAGCGGCUCCUUCAGGAUGCAUCUGUACGAGAACUUUGACAUGGAGGGUCAAAUGAUUGAGCUGACCGAUGACUGCCCCAACCUCUCAGAGCGCUUCCGUGUGUCCAACUUUAACUCGUGCAAUGUUGCUGAUGGACACUGGCUAAUGUACGAGCAGCCCAACUACAGGGGCCGCCACUACUACCUGCGACCCGGCCCCUACCGGAGCUUUAACGAGUGGAACGGCUCCACCUCGCGUGUGGGCUCCAUGAAGCGUCUCUUGGACCUCUAAGAAGAAGACAGAGAUUCUCGUCAAGUGUUUGCUCUUUGCACUUUCUCACACGCUGAAUAAAAUGGCAUCAGUGCUUAAA